CGGACGAGCCAAACUAAAACCAAAGAAGGAAACCACAAAACCCCUCCCUUUCGGCUCGUCUUCCAUCUCUCCGCCGCCGGCCGCCGCGCGAGCGCGACCAUGGCGCGCAUCGUGUCGCGGGCCCUCCCGUUCGCCUCGCGCUCGCACCUCCAUCUCUCCCCGCCCCUCCGCGGCGCGGCGCUGCUCAGCUCCACGUCGCUCCUCCCCCAUCUCCCUGCGGCGGCGUCCACGGCCUCUCUGCUCUCCUGGCGGGGGUUCACGCCCACCCCCGAGACCUCCCGCUUCGCGCAGCCUUUCGCGGGAUUCCUCUCUGGCAUACGCGGCUUCCGAAGGGCGCGACGCGGGCAGGCGGCGGCGAAGCGAGAGCCGCCGCAGGACCCUGCACCCCCGCCCCCGCCCAAGGAGAGCGAGAUAGAGCUCUGCGCCCGCAUCAGCGUCGAGGAUGAUUUGCCCGACGACGUCGAAGUGCUGAACGUCAUAGAAAUCAUGAAAUUAAAUGUUCCUAUGGCGAUGAAAAUUGCACUAGAUGGACUUCUGGAGUAUAACUACAAAACACGAGACACUUCAAUAAGUGACGUUGGAAAGUAUGAAAAGGUUGAGGUUUCUGUGUUGCUAUGCAACGAUAACUUCAUCCAGAAUCUUAACAAAGAAUGGAGAGGCGAGGACUGCGCUACUGAUAUGCUCUCAGUGUCACAGUUCAUUCCCGAUCUGGAUGUUCCUACUCUUAUGUUGGGUGAUAUAGUAAUAUCGGUGGAAACAGCUGCAAGGCAAGCUGAGGCGAGAGGUCAUACCCUUCUUGAUGAACUGCGGACACUAGUGGUUCGUGGCCUGUUACGUCUUCUGGGUUUUGACCGUCAUAGUGAUGAGGCUGCAAUGGAAAUGGAGAAGGAGGAGCUGCUCAUUUUAAAAAGUCUAAGGUGGAAAGGGAGAGGUCUUGCUAAGAACGCUCCUGAUUUGAGCAAGCCUCACACAGAAACAUUGGAUGGACAAGUAACAAACAGUCUAAAGAGAGCUGGCAGCCUGAGAUUUUAUAGACCAAAAUUCAAAUAUAUCUUCUGUGAUAUGGAUGGUACAUUGCUCAACAGUAAAAGUCAAGUAACAGCAAGGAAUGCAGAAGCUCUAAAGGAAGCUAGGUCAAGAGGAGUAAACAUAGUUAUUGCCACAGGAAAGACGCGCCCAGCUGCCAUUGAUGCUCUUAAUAUGGUUGAUUUAUCUGGAAGAAAUGGCAUUGUUUCAGAAUCUUCGCCUGGUAUAUUUCUUCAGGGGCUGUUGGUUUAUGGUUUGGAAGGGAGAGAAAUUUAUAGAAAUACAUUGAACCAAGAAGUAUGCCGAGAGGCAUUCUUAUAUUCUUUGGAGCACAAGGUACCAUUAGUAGCAUUUAGCCAGGAUCGGUGUUUUUCUAUGUUUAAGGACCCAUUGGUUGAUUCUCUCCAUGAAGUAUACCAUGAACCUAAGGCUGAAAUAGUGUCAUCUAUUGACCAGCUUUUAGGAACAGCUGAGAUACAGAAACUAGUGUUCAUUGGAACUUCUGAGGGAGUUUCUUCUACAUUGAGGCCAUACUGGACAAAGGCGAUAAAAGAAAGGGCUGGCGUUCUCCAGGCACAGCCUGAUAUGCUUGAGCUUGUACCACCUGCAACUUCGAAGGGCACCGGGGUGAAGAUUUUGCUGGACCAUCUUUGUAUCAGCCCGGAUGAGGUAAUGGCAAUUGGAGAUGGAGAAAAUGACAUAGAAAUGCUAGAGGUAGCAUCACUGGGUGUCGCUUUGGCAAACGGCGCUGAGAAGACCAAAGCAGUUGCAAACGUGAUCGGCGCCACCAACGACGAAGAUGGAGUUGCACAGGCCAUCUAUGACUACGCUUUCUAACAGCCGCUGACACUACUAAGGCGCACUGGGACAGGAUUGUCUUCCCACAGUGUUGUUGCCAAAUAACAAGUUUUGUUCAAACAUCUAUCACCAAGAUAAUUCAGGGUUGUGGUCACAGCACCCGCCAAGAGUUUUAACACUUGAAGCAUCAGGCAGAGCUAUUUUUUGGUUGGCAAUCAGUGAAGCACGCCAUUCUUUUUUCCACUGGGAAAUAUUUGUAGUUGUACUCCAUAUGAUCCGUAUUACUUGUUGCUCACUUAGUACAACUUUAGUACUGGAUCGGAGGGAGUAAAACAUUCUUCCAUCUCUGAUAACCCAAAGGACCGCUCUCUGUUUUGGCCAUGCUACUUUGUACUCCUUGUUAUGUUGAGAAAUAACCAGGAUGAUCAAAGACCA
Triticum aestivum (bread wheat) is the source of this 2259-nucleotide messenger RNA. RefSeq names its product endoribonuclease YBEY, chloroplastic. The record is from RefSeq and is a predicted model, not a curated record. The transcript has 12 exons. Gene Ontology annotation, molecular function: metalloendopeptidase activity. Gene Ontology annotation, biological process: rRNA processing. Bases 100 to 1863 code for a protein of 587 amino acids. Lineage: Eukaryota; Viridiplantae; Streptophyta; Magnoliopsida; Poales; Poaceae.